Aspergillus brunneoviolaceus CBS 621.78 is the source of this 1670-nucleotide messenger RNA. RefSeq names its product SWIB/MDM2 domain protein. The transcript is spliced from 5 exons. Bases 428 to 1282 code for a protein of 284 amino acids. Gene Ontology annotation, molecular function: RNA polymerase I cis-regulatory region sequence-specific DNA binding. The record is from RefSeq and is a predicted model, not a curated record. Gene Ontology annotation, biological process: transcription initiation at RNA polymerase I promoter; nucleolar large rRNA transcription by RNA polymerase I. Lineage: Eukaryota; Fungi; Ascomycota; Eurotiomycetes; Eurotiales; Aspergillaceae. Gene Ontology annotation, cellular component: nucleus; RNA polymerase I upstream activating factor complex.
UGUACAUCGGCUUGGCUGGACAUCAUAACAAUCGCGAUCCCACGUAUCGUCCCUUCUUCCCCCCACUCCCCCCCGGCCUCUUCUCGUCUUGCUCGUGUGGGUGAGAGCUGUUGGUAGUCCUGGACCGGCUAUCUUCCAGUCAUUAUCUCUUUCCUCGUUGUUCAUUACACAAUCCCUCGUCUUGCAUCGCAUCCUCCGGGGAUUUCUCUAUCGUGCUCCCUCUUAUGCCCCGCCGGUCCUAAGCGCCAGCGCUACGCCCAGAUCUAGACGCUCCCUCCUCCCAGAGCACCACCAUCCGCGCCCUAGACCCUGCCAUUUGCUACCCUAUUAGCCUACACCCAGCCUCUGGCUAGCAAUUGACAUCUUUCUGAGUCUCUGUUCACAUUAGUUUUGGAAUUAACGCGGAUAGCGAAGCCACUGGAACAAAAUGUCGCUCUCACCAGAGGCUCGUGUGCAGUUUACUCCGAUCAUCGAUUCGAUCUUAGCAAAAAGCGACCUGAAUACCAUCUCCGAGAAGCGCAUUCGCAAAGGCCUUCAGGAAGAGAUCGGAUAUGACCUUACCCCGCAAAAGGCUGCCGUCAAGCAGCUUAUCAUGGAACGUUUCGACAUCUUUGCGGCAAGAGGGGGCAUUGUAGCUGCACCCGAGCCGGCUGUGACUGCUGUCACAACCACCAAUGGCCAUGGCCCCAGCCAUGGCUCCGAAACGCCCCCUGCGGACCCAUCGUCUCCUGCACAGUCCUCGAUUUCUCACAAACGCCAAGCGGAUAGUGAGGAUAACUCGGACCUUUCGAGCAAGACGCCCCCAGCAAAGAAGAAGAAGCCGGACAACGAUAUUGAUGCGGACGCUCUGUACGCUGCAAAGCUACAGGCCGAGGAGAAUAUGCGCGCUCGUCAAACCCGUGGGGGCAAUGCGCGCCGAGCUCCUCCCGUGAAGAAGAAGACCAAGGCGAAGACGUCUAAGAAGGUCAAGGCGGAAGAUGACUCUGACCUUGAGUCGGGCUCAGAAUCGGGAAAGAAAGUCAACCGGUCCGGCGGUUUUCAUAAACCACUCACUCUUUCACCAGCGCUCUCUGCUCUGUUGGGUGGCGAGGUUACUCUUUCUCGUCCGCAGACCGUCAAGCGACUCUGGCAGUACAUUCACGAGCAUAAUCUUCAAGACCCUAGUGAUAGGCGACAGAUCUGCUGCGACGACGCAAUGCGCGCAGUCUUCAAGCAAGACCGUAUACAUAUGUUCACCAUGACCAAAAUUCUGAGUCAGAACUUAUAUAGCCCUGACGAAUGACCUGUUUCCGUUGAUCGAGAACUACGGUGACCGGUAGCCUUCAGGACAGGGCAGCCUGCGGCGAAUAUGUUGCUGCACUUACGACCAUCUUAUUUCCACUCAUUGCACCGCAUAAGGAGACCCGGCGCUACAUUGCUUGUUUCUUAUUUAUUCUCUCAUUGCCCUCUCAUAGUGUCUCAUCCUUGGCUCUUUUCUUUUCCCUUCUCCUGAUAUUACUUACUGAUAUUGUCAUUGGCGAGAUGCUUGCCUCCUGUUUCCUUUUGUUGAUUUGACUAGUUUCUCUCCAGCGGGAGUUGGUGCUGCCUUUGAAAUAGGCGCGAUGGAUAAUUCUAUUUAGAGAUCAUAUAUGAUUCUGAUGGUGGGCUCAUAUAGCCUGUCGCCUUCCAGC